Molecule: messenger RNA, 941 nt
Organism: Paramacrobiotus metropolitanus
Lineage: Eukaryota; Metazoa; Tardigrada; Eutardigrada; Parachela; Macrobiotidae
Exons: 2
Coding region: 182-697 (171 amino acids)
Source: RefSeq, a predicted model, not a curated record
CUCACAUACUUGUGAUUCGUGAACAAUGUCAGGCUGUAAACAGGGGAAAUGAUAUUAUUAUGUUAUAAAACUGUUUCAUUAACCCAUUAAUUUUUUUCAGCUGACAAGCGCUACAUUUAUUUAUUGCCAGUUAAUUCUACAAACUAACCGCACUCAGAGCGUUAUAUUACUGUGUCAUAGAAUGACGCUUUUACAAACGCUGGGAUUAAUACAAAUCGCGUGUGGCGUUGCGGUUUUUGUUAUCGACAUUGCAAAUUUUGCCAGCCUUUCCUCGCACGCCAUUAUCGUCAGCGCCGGGGCUUCGGGAAUCUGGGCCGGUACAUUUUAUCUCAUUGCCGGCUUGUGCGGUUUUCGUGCCGGUCGCGUAAUUGCCAAAGGAGAAAAAUCCCCCUUUCCAUCAUUAUAUUGUUCCCUAAUCCUGAGCGCGGUUUCCGCCGUGCUGGCCGUCUCCCUGGUCAUCGCCUUCAGUGUGUUCCUGAGUGUGGAGGAAGAAGAUCUGAUCUACUGUUCCAGCCGCAACACCCAGAUCCGCGACCGCUACUCCUCGGUGUGCACCUUCGCCCGCGGCAAAGUGAAGGAAUUCCUACCGGCUUAUCUGGUUUUCUCGCUGAUAAUGCUCCUUGUCUCCGUGAGUCAGUGUGUCAACGCGGCCACGAGGCUGGCCCGUUCCAAGUACACCAGUGUAAAUGUUCUCUGAUGCGUUUCAUUUGUUCUGCUCAGGAAUCAUAAUGUUAUUCGUAUGCAAAAUCUCAUCGGUGUCGAAUUUCUGCCACUAGCUGUGCUUGUGGUUGUACGUUUGCGCCGCAGUAUUGUUAUUCUAAAAAGCGGGACUUCGACAAAAAUUUGCACUUUUUGAUUUUCUAAUUGUAUGCUACUGUAGUCAGUAAUGCGCGGCGUUAAUCGAAUUACAGACUGACGAAAAUAAAGAAACUGGCAGGAAA